This is a messenger RNA of Octopus bimaculoides (California two-spot octopus), 2601 nucleotides long. RefSeq lists its product as uncharacterized. Gene Ontology annotation, biological process: regulation of transcription by RNA polymerase II. The record is from RefSeq and is a predicted model, not a curated record. Lineage: Eukaryota; Metazoa; Mollusca; Cephalopoda; Octopoda; Octopodidae. Gene Ontology annotation, molecular function: DNA-binding transcription factor activity; RNA polymerase II cis-regulatory region sequence-specific DNA binding.
ACAACCACUCUACAUCAUGUUAUUGUAGUGCUUGUAUGGCACAAUAGAUUUCACAUGAUUUGAACAACAAAUUGAUAAUGAAAUUUAAUUGUUCAUUCACAGGUUUAUCAGUAUUAAAAUGUGUCAUCCUCUAUGUCUUAUACUGUUUCUUUAUUAUUUCAGAUUUCCAGGUGACAUUGGCAUAAAAGAACCAUUUACAUCAGAUCCAUUGUCAAUAUUUGUCAUGUCUUAAAGACCAAAGGAAAAUGUCCUGUGAAAUGUGGAAGAUAAAUAUAAUCCUGUUCAUAUAAAUGGGAAAAUUAAUGUGAAACAUUUCCUCUAAACUAAGAUAAAUAUUAAUGCUUCUUGAUUUCAAUACCUGGGAUGUGUUCAAAAAGGAUUUUGUAUAUUAAUUAUGUUCAGAAAUUUUACAAAGGUAUUUGCAUCGUCUUCAAAUAUUGACACCAAUCACAGUUGCUGGGAAUGUAGAAAUAAUGACCAAGACAUUUGGCUAUUUGCUGUGUCUGAGAAGAUAUGUCAAGCCAAGUGAAAUCAUAAUCAUGGUCAGUGUUGGUGACCUGUAAAAGGUACCCAGUACACUGUGGGAAGGUUAGCAUUAAGGACAUCCAGCCAUAGAGACCAAGCAAAAACAGACUUCAGUCCAGGGCAGCUCUCCAGCAUAUCAACUCCUAGUGAAACUGUCUGACCCCUGCCACCAUGGGAAAUGGAUGCUAAAUGAUGAUGGUAACUAUUUCUAUGAAAUAGAUUAUUCAAAAGAAGGCAAGAAAAAAGAAUAUUUUAGUGAAAAAUGAAAAAUAAUGGAAAAGGGAGUGGUUUUAACUGGUGAGAUGUUAAAAGAGAUUGGAAAAUCAUCUUACCCAUGCGAUAUUUGUGAAAAGUCAGUCUCUCGAAAAAGUGACCUUGUGAAACACAGACGUAUUCAUACAGGAGAGAAGCCUUAUCACUGUGAGAUUUGUGGCAAAUCAUUCUCUGGAAGUAGUGGCUUGACUAUACACAAACGUAUUCAUACAGGGGAGAAACCAUAUCAGUGUGAUAUCUGCGGUAAAUCUUUCUCUAGAAGUAGUCACAUAACAAAACACAAACGUAUUCAUACAGGAGAGAAACCAUAUCAUUGUGAUAUCUGUGGUAAAUCAUUCUCUGGAAAUAGUGACUUAACUACACACAAACGUAUUCAUACAGGUGAGAAAGCAUAUCAAUGUGAUGUUUGUGGUAAAUCCUUCUCGGGAACUAGUAAUCUAAGUAAACAUAUACGUGUUCAUACAGGGGAGAGGCCAUAUCCUUGUGAUAUCUGUGGUAAAUCAUUCUCUGCAAAUAGUGACUUAAGUACACACAAACGUAUCCAUUCAGGUGAGAAGCCAUAUCAAUGCGACAUCUGUACUAAACCAUUCUCUAGACAUAGUCAUUUGACUAAACACAAACGUAUUCACACAGGAGAGAAGCCAUAUCAUUGUGAUAUCUGUGGUAAAUCAUUCUCUGGAAGUAGUGACUUAACUACACAUAAACGUAUUCAUACAGGUGAGAAACCAUAUCAGUGUAGCGUUUGUGGUAAAUCCUUCUCAGGAAGCAGUAAUCUAAGUAAGCAUAUACGUGUUCAUACAGGGGAGAGGCCAUAUCCCUGUGAUACCUGUGGUAAAUCAUUCUCUAGAUAUAGUAACUUAAUUAACCACAGACGUAUUCAUACAGGUGAGAAACCGUACCGCUGCGAUAUCUGUAGUAAAUCUUUUACCUUGAAACGUAACUUAGUUACACAUGCACUUAUUCAUACAGAAAAAUAACUGUGUAAAUAUCUAAAUUCAUUUCAACACAUGAUAACAACAAAUCUUUGAAAACCAUUUUCUCUGCUAAAAUGGCAUUAAGCAUUUUGGAUUUAGUCUUUGUCAGUAACCAUACUCUUCAUGGUUCCCUUUUUGAGACCAAGUUUUCAGUCAUUUCCUUUUAAAACAUUCAGGGAUACACACAGUUUAACAUUGUUCUUCCUACUAUAAGAAAAAUAUAUAAAUGUAAGUAUAUCCACAUUCAAAAGAAUAUGUAACAGUAUAUGAUAAUUCUCUCCUAAUGCUAUUUUCUGUUAUAUAACCCUUUCAGGGAAAUGAUUUUUAACAUUAGCUUAGAUUUAUGUACAGUUUUAUUAUUUAUACUGGUUCCAAAUUUUGGUACAAGGCCAGCAAUUUCAGGAGAGGGGUAAGUUGAUUACAUCAACCCCAGUUUUCAACUCAUACUUAUUUUAUUGGAAGGUAGAGUUGGAACUCAGAACAUAGCAAUGGAUGAAAUGCUGCUAAGCAUUUUGCCCGGUGUGCUAACGAAUCUGCCAGCGCACAUCCUUCUUUUUUUUUGUUAUUUCUAUUAUGAUUUAACAGUAAAUAGUAAUUUACAUAUGUAAAUGUAACAUUAAACUUAAUAUGAAUACAAAAUGGUUGAUGUAAUUUGUGGAACAUUCCUCAUCCAUAUUUUAAUGUCCAUUUAUGGGCAUAUUUUGUUAUAAAAGAAGCCAAAUUUUCUCAUCAUCUGACAUCUCAGCUGCAAUGCCCAGAAUCUUUAAUUUUUACAUCAUUUCUCUCUCAAGACAAUAUGAAAUUGAAAUAAAACUGGUUUAUUCUUAAA